Molecule: messenger RNA, 390 nt
Organism: Aspergillus eucalypticola CBS 122712
Lineage: Eukaryota; Fungi; Ascomycota; Eurotiomycetes; Eurotiales; Aspergillaceae
Exons: 1
Coding region: 1-390 (129 amino acids)
Source: RefSeq, a predicted model, not a curated record
AUGCGCGAAGAGUGGAACAGGAUUUCGCUUUAUUGUCGUACCACGUUUCACCACCAUGAUGGCCGUCGAGCCCUAGAGCCGAUGGAGUUUGAAUACAACAGGAAUAAUGCUGCGCAGCAUGCUGCUUAUCCUCCAAGGAUCCGCUCUGUCCUAGGCCGUGCUCAUCUCGCCUUGAUGUUCUUUAAUCAGUGCAAGCGUCUCGACAUCCCUAUCACCUGGAAUGUCCCUAUUGUUGCUUACGAUGAAGAGGCUGAGAUCGCAACAGCCAUCUCCAUAGAUGGUCGGCGUUUCCUUGGUGAUAUCGUUAUUGCUGCAGAUGGUAUUGGCUCCAAGUCACACGGUGCCGUCUUAGGCCAUCCUGUGCGGGCAAUAGGCACGGGGUAUACAUAA